Messenger RNA from Uranotaenia lowii, 3227 nucleotides. RefSeq names its product soluble guanylate cyclase 89Da-like. Gene Ontology annotation, molecular function: heme binding; oxygen sensor activity; guanylate cyclase activity. Gene Ontology annotation, cellular component: guanylate cyclase complex, soluble. Gene Ontology annotation, biological process: cGMP biosynthetic process; response to oxygen levels; nitric oxide-cGMP-mediated signaling. Lineage: Eukaryota; Metazoa; Arthropoda; Insecta; Diptera; Culicidae. The coding region runs from base 1090 to 3012 and encodes 640 amino acids. The record is from RefSeq and is a predicted model, not a curated record. The transcript is spliced from 10 exons.
CUGCGAAUUCAGUCGGUUUCGAGCGACCGCCGCGACCGGACGGGAAAAAGAGCUAGGUCUUCUGGUGCGUAAGGAAGUAAGUUCUCUGCGGUUCCGGUGUGUUAGUUUUUUUUCGGGUGCUGUGCAAUAAACGUUUCCAUUUUAUCUGGUGCAAAGAUUCAAGAACCCAGGCGAUUUUUGUGAGGUUUUUUUUGGUGCUAGCGGUGCUCUAAGACAGUGGCAGGGAAGCCGGAUAAUCCCUUCGGAUGUGGUGCAAAAGUGGCUUCGACAGGUUGUUUCCAGCAGCUAUUGGAGAAGUGUUAUGAAUUUUUGACGGUUUGGCGGUUAAGUUGAAUGGAUGAUAGCCGUUUACGCUAAGAAGAGAGUAGAUAAAUUAAACGGAACGCAUUUUGACCGAAAGUGGAGGUUUGAAGUUUAAUUCAUAAUGGUUGAAAAGUAAUGAGUGAGAAAAAUAUUUGACUGAUCCGGCAAAAGAAAGGUGGCAGUGAUGUGUGACUUUUGAAGUGAAUUAAAAAUUGUCUACCAGUGAUAUCGUCAAUUGGAAACCUAGAAGAACUAACCGUGUCAAUUCGUUGAAGCGUUCAAGGUUGCGAUCAUCAUCAUGUAUGGGAUGCUGUUGGAGAGUGUCCAGCACUUUGUACAGUACCCGUAACCGUAAAGAUUUGACGACAGCAUUCGGAAAGCGGAGGCAUUUCUUGAGAACAUUUUUAAAGAAAAAGGAUAUAGGCAACUCCCGGUGACGACGAAUUCCUGCAUAAUACAAAUUGUUGAUGUUUGCUCGCUGCAAAGAAAGCUGCUGUAAAAGUGAAUCGGAAAACGAACUCUCAAGAAUUUUCCCCUGAAGAAGAAAGCUAGCAGACAUCAGUAGCAGCAGAAGUGCUUUCGUGAGGUUAGGGGGGAUGAUUGCCGGCAGCUGCCGGGCUGCGUGAGAAGAAUACCAAUCGAGUGUACUUUAUGACUCAACAAUCGCCAAACACUUUUCGGUAGAACCUUACAGCAUAUAAACAAUACUUGGAAAAAAAAACACACCUACGUAAAGUUUUAGAUUGAUGAAAGUUGAAAACCAAUAGCUAGAUCAUACCAUUAAAAAUGUACGGCCUUAUUUUGGAGGGUGUCCAGAACGCCAUACUGCUGGAAUAUGGAGAGCCGGUCUGGAAACAGGCCCUGCUAGCGGCCGGCUGUAAACUAACCGUUUUCAACACCUAUCAGCAAUAUCCGGACAGCUUGAUUCCGGAUCUGGCGGCAGCGCUUUCGGCCAUUACCGGCCAGAGCAUCGACGAGUUUAUGGUGUUUUUCGGACGAUGUUUCGUGCGAUUCUUCAGCAACUUUGGUUACGAUGAGCUGAUCAAGGCCACCGGACGGUAUUUCUGUGAUUUUCUUCACUCGGUGGACAACAUCCAUCUGCAGAUGCGGUUCACCUACCGGAAGAUGAAAAGCCCUUCGAUGCAGCUGAUCGAGGUUGAUGAGCGAGGGGCGGUACUGGUUUAUCGAAGUACCCGCUCGGGAUUUUCCAAGUACUUGCGGGGGCAGCUGAUGGAGAUUGCUAAGCAGCUGUACAAUAUGGAUGUAACUAUCAAGGUGCUGGAGAGUCAGAACGAUGUGCCCGGGGGAACGGCGGGGCCGAUCUCAAUUCAAGGAGGUUUGAAAACUGUCAUCGUGAAAUAUCGGUUGGAUUUCGAUAAUCUUGAGUAUAUGCAGAAGCGGGUCCACAUGAAGGCCCACCCGUCGCAGCUGGCCCUGUCCCCGGUGAGCAGCAGCCUGCUGCUCGACCUGUUCCCCUUCGCGCUGAUCCUGAACGAGCAGAUGCGUAUUACGGCGGCCGGCGAGAAGCUCAUCGAAUCGUGGAUGCUGAACAACGUCAAUCGUUCGCCGACGGAGCUGAUGGGCUCCAAAGUGACCGAUCACUUCAAACUGCGGCGACCUACCGGGAUCACGUUUACCUGGGAUAAUAUGAAGCGGCUACAGACGGUAAACUUCGAAAUUCAAUUGCUCAAGGGAGCGACGGCGACCGAUGGAGCUGAAGAAGGUCCACAGGAACCCGAUGAUCCCGGGAAGCUGAUGAAUAUUGCUCGGAGGGGUUCCCAAGGGUUGAGGAGCAUUCUGUUGAAGGGCGAGAUGCGUUACAUUCGGGACAUCAAUUCGUUGGUGUUUCUGUGCAGUCCUUUGAUCAACAACCUCGAGGAGCUGCGGGAAGUUGGCCUGUACCUGAACGAUCUGAACACUCACGGGCUCAGCCGUGAAAUGGUAUUUUCCGGAUUUUCACACAACUCUCGGCUGGAUCUGAUGUGUGAGCGCGAGGAAAAGCGAGCUGAAGAGCUGGAAACGUCACUGGCCUUGGCCGACGAAUGGAAACGGCAGGGUGACGAGCUGUUGUACUCGAUGAUCCCAAGGUCGAUAGCUGAACGGCUGCGAGAAGGGCAGAACCCUCAAGAGACGUGCCAGAGCCACGAAGAGGUGACUGUUCUGUUUGCAGAGAUUCAGGAAUCGCUUACGUCCGAUGACUCCAUCAAAUACGCGAUGACGACUGUGAACACGCUGAAUGCGGCCUUCACCGCAUUCGACGAGUUGAUCCAGUCGCCGAUGGCCUACAAGGUGGAGACAGUUGGCAAGGUCUAUAUGGCGGUGAGCGGUGCGCCAGAUGUUAAUCCUUGCCACGUACAGCACUCGGCCGAUUUGGCGUUGGGGAUGCUGCAGAGCAUUCUCGACCUCAAGCUGCCGGGAGUUGGAGUGAAAAUUGGAGUCCACACCGGUCCAAUAGUGGCCGGAAUCGUCGGGCUGAAGGUGCCCCGGUACUGCCUGUUCGGGGACACCGUCAAUACGGCAUCGCGCAUGGAGAGCAGCAGCGACAUUAACAAAAUUCAGGUUUCGGGCUUCACGGCUAACAAGCUCAAAAAGUAUGGCUACAAGUUAACAUUCCGUGGAAAGGUCGCUGUGAAGGGCAAAGGCGAGAUGGAAACCUUCUGGCUGGAGGGUGGUCCCAGCAGCGUUAGCAAGAAGAUCUCCGGUAAAUGAUCAAUGUUUUGAUGUUUCUAGUACUAGUUCGCUGGAAAGAUUGUUUUCCCCACUGACUGUGCCUUCACUCUAUGCAAUUUGAAACACAUCUACUAAGAGGACCUAACAAUCUAGAUACAUACAAGCUCACGAAAAGACUCACGACUCAGUCCCUAGGUGGACGGCUAGGUGCGUAACUGGUUGAUUUAAAUAAAUGUAUUGAAUUUUGAUUGCAA